AUGUUGGGAGACACCAUUGACUGUAAGCCGGUUAUGAUAAAUCAGCCCACAAUUCGUUUAGGAAAGAGUUCCAUUCAAGUGAUUUGCCCAAAAUGCCAUAUGAGGAUAAUGACAGUUGUGGUGCCGCGAAUGUGUCAUCUGAUGCCUCCAAGACAUCAAUGUCCUCAAUGCGCUAAUGUGAUAUCAAAAGACUCAUUGAUCAAUAACACAUCUCAAUAA
Messenger RNA from Auanema sp. JU1783, 219 nucleotides. The record is from the annotation of a GenBank genome assembly. NCBI's taxonomy places the organism in Eukaryota, Metazoa, Nematoda, Chromadorea, Rhabditida, Rhabditidae.